Molecule: messenger RNA, 1611 nt
Organism: Morus notabilis
Lineage: Eukaryota; Viridiplantae; Streptophyta; Magnoliopsida; Rosales; Moraceae
Product: homeobox-leucine zipper protein HAT5
Exons: 3
Coding region: 356-1333 (325 amino acids)
Biological process (GO): positive regulation of DNA-templated transcription
Cellular component (GO): nucleus
Molecular function (GO): sequence-specific DNA binding; DNA-binding transcription factor activity, RNA polymerase II-specific
Source: RefSeq, a predicted model, not a curated record
UAGUAACUAGAGAAUCACCUUGUCCACUCUCCGUCCUCUUUACGAGUUUAUUAUAAUAAUCUUCCAUUCACUGAAAGUCAUCUUCUCCAGAGAGAAAACAAAACAAAUCUCUCUCUCUCUAAACUUUCGUACACUUGUUCUUCUUCUUCUGAAACCAUUUUUCUGAUCGUUCCUUCUUCUUCUGAGCGAGUGAUGGGUGUGACCAGCCGGUGUUCCCACACUUCUCACAUCACCGAAAUCAUCAUCACCAGCUUCUUCCGCCACAAGCUUUAGAAUCCUCUUUUUCGCAGUGAAAUCCAGACGAAGAAAGUUCGAAAUUAGGGUAAAUAUUCAUUGGGGGGAGUUUUGAGCGAUUAUGGCGGGUGGGAGGAUCUUCGGAGGAGGCGCUGCUGGUGGAUCUUCUUCUUCUUCGAGCCUCGGUCUUUUGCUUCAGAACAACAAAAGGACUGAGCCUCUCGAUUCUCUCUUCCUUUCUGGCUCUUGCAAUUCCUCUUCUUCUUCUCCUUCUUUCUUCGCUUCAAGAUCCAUGAUGAGCUUCGAAGAUGUUCAUGGAGGGAAUGGAUCGAACAAGACGUAUUUUCGGUCAUUUGGUGGUGGUGACGAUAUUGUGGACGAUGACUUUGAUGAGUAUUUCCAACAGCCGGGCAAGAAGAGGCGGCUGAGCGUUGAGCAAGUCCAGUUUCUGGAGAAGAGCUUCGAGGUCGAGAACAAGCUCGAACCGGAGAGGAAAGUCCAGCUCGCCAAGGACCUCGGAUUGCAGCCCCGCCAGGUUGCGAUAUGGUUUCAGAACCGCCGCGCGCGGUGGAAGACGAAGCAGCUGGAGAAGGAUUAUGACGUUCUGCAAGCCACCCAUAACACCCUCAAGGAUGAUUACGAGAGCCUGCGCAAGGAGACUGAUAAACUAAAAGCUGAGGUUCAUGUCCUGUCAGAGAAGUUGCAAGAAAGAGAGAAAGAGAAGGAGAACUUGGAACUGUCUGAGAACUCCAACAAGUUGUCUCAAGAACCACCGGAAAAGCCAAUUGCAGAUUCAGAGGGUGAGGUCUCCAAAGUUUCAGCUGUGGAAGAUAUUAGCUCAUCAGUUAAGAGUGACAUAUUUGAUUCCGAUAGCCCACGUUUCAACGAGGCGGUUCACUCCAACUCGCUGUUGGAGCCUGGGGAUUCUUCAUAUGUGUUUGAAGCCGACCAAUCCGACCUCUCCCAAGAUGAAGAAGAUAAUUUGCCUUCUUACAUCUUCCCGAAGCUGGAAGACGUCGAUUACUCCGACAAGCCUACAAGUUCAUGCAAUUUUGGAUUCCCUGUUGAAGACCAUGCCUUUUGGUCCUGGUCUUACUAGGUUUCUUAUGGUAAAUAUAUCUGUUUAUAUUAAGGUUAUCUUGUUUUUGUUCAAAGCAUGUUAAAUAGCUAUAUUUCUGGCAAUAAAUAAAUCUCAUGAUCAAUGGCACCCCGAUCCUGAUGCGGUGGUGGGUUUUGGUUUGAAUCAACAAAUUUUGUGCCAUUGCCCCUUUCUGUAAUCUUGUUCUUAUUUUGUUCUUUGUUGGAGGUUCUAGUGUUUAAAUGAAACUUCUGCUUUUGUUGGUUGUCAAUGCAAUUGAAUAAGAAUAAUUGUGGCUA